CCAUCUAUUACUUAAUCUGUGAUAACUAUGGCGGAUUACGUAGGUGAUGAUCAUUUUUGUAAAGAAAAUAUACAAACAUUUAAUAAUGAAAGACGGAGUAGUAAGCAAUGGGUGAAACUAAAUGUCGGUGGAACAUAUUUUCUAACUACUAAAACUACUUUAUCUAGGGACCCAAAUUCGUUUCUUUAUCGAUUAGUACAAGAGGAUAGUGACUUAAUUUCGGAUAGGGAUGAGACAGGUGCUUAUUUAAUAGAUAGAGAUCCUACAUACUUCUCGCCAGUGCUCAAUUAUCUUCGUCAUGGAAAGCUCGUUAUAAAUAACGAUAUUGCGGAGGAAGGCGUGCUAGAAGAAGCAGAAUUUUACAAUAUAACAGAGCUUAUAAGACUAGUGAAAGAAAGAAUUUGUUUGAGGGAGAGAAGGCCUCUCAAAGACUCAAAAAAGCAUGUGUACAGAGUUUUACAGUUUCACGAGGAAGAACUUACGCAAAUGGUAUCGACGAUGUCUGACGGAUGGAAGUUCGAACAAUUGAUCAACAUUGGAUCUCAGUACAACUAUGGCAAUGAGGAACAUGCAGAAUUCCUUUGUGUGGUCAGCCGUGAAUGUGGGAGUUCCCUUAACAGCAAUGACAUAGAGCCCACAGACCGUGCGAAGGUAUUGCAGCAAAAAGGUUCAAGAAUGUGAAUAUACCUCAAUGCGAUACAUAAUGUUACUAAGACUUUUGUGUGCAGAUUUUGUAUAUAUAAUUAUGAUAGUGUGAAGUUUGUUUAUUCAGUU
Maniola jurtina (meadow brown) is the source of this 774-nucleotide messenger RNA. RefSeq names its product BTB/POZ domain-containing protein KCTD5 (gene inc). Gene Ontology annotation, cellular component: Cul3-RING ubiquitin ligase complex; cytoplasm. Bases 28 to 681 code for a protein of 217 amino acids. Gene Ontology annotation, molecular function: cullin family protein binding. The record is from RefSeq and is a predicted model, not a curated record. The transcript has 2 exons. NCBI's taxonomy places the organism in Eukaryota, Metazoa, Arthropoda, Insecta, Lepidoptera, Nymphalidae. Gene Ontology annotation, biological process: proteasome-mediated ubiquitin-dependent protein catabolic process; protein homooligomerization.